Messenger RNA from Prosopis cineraria, 3090 nucleotides. Its product is annotated as homeobox-leucine zipper protein ANTHOCYANINLESS 2. The coding region runs from base 439 to 2820 and encodes 793 amino acids. NCBI's taxonomy places the organism in Eukaryota, Viridiplantae, Streptophyta, Magnoliopsida, Fabales, Fabaceae. The transcript has 9 exons. Gene Ontology annotation, biological process: regulation of DNA-templated transcription. The record is from RefSeq and is a predicted model, not a curated record. Gene Ontology annotation, molecular function: DNA-binding transcription factor activity, RNA polymerase II-specific; lipid binding; DNA binding.
GCCACAUGUUUCCGAAAACCAACAUUUUUUUUUUUUUUGCCUUCCAUCAUUUAUCACUGUUUAAGCUCUCACGAAGUUGGGAGGCAGGUUUGAACAAAGGAUCAGAAAAUAUGGGGCUUCUCUUGUCCUCUUCUUUCUAGAGAGAGUGAAGUUAAUUAGGAAUCAUGCAUGGCGUUGACAAGCGAACGCCUUUUUGGUUCUGUCUAUACUUGUGAAGAAUGAUAACAAAUCCCAAUCGUAGCUUUUUGAUUUCGAAAUCUGCUUUCGAGGUCAAAGCAGUAGUAACACGGACAAUUUUGAAACAAACCCGGAAGAAGACGAAGAAGCGGUCAGAGAGAAAACACUCAGAUUUUGAUAUUCAAAGCUUUGGGGAGACAAAGGGUCCUUCCAUUUUCUUUUUUUCUUUUUUCUUUCCCAUUUUCGUUUAUAUAAUUUUUUAUGGGUUUUGAGGGUUUAAUUAGGAUCAAUAGUAGAAACUACAGCUGUGGGAGUGCAAGAGUUGUGGCUGAUAUUUCUCCACACAAUCGCUAUAUUUCUCCACCUGUUUCCACUCAACAGAAUAUGGAUGGCCCUGGUGGUGAUAUGGGUCUGAUUGGGGAAUUUGAUCAUAGUUUGAUUGGUAGAUUGAGGGAUGAUGAGUAUGAGAGUCGGUCCGGGAGCGAUAAUUUUGAAGGAAUUUCCAUUGACGAUCAGGAUGCUGGUGAUGAUCAGCCUCAGAGAAGAAAGAAAUAUCAUAGACACACUCCUAAUCAAAUUCAAGAGCUUGAAGCAUUUUUCAAGGAGUGUCCUCAUCCCGAUGAGAAGCAGAGGAUGGAACUUAGUAAGAGGCUAAAUUUGGAGAAUAAACAAGUCAAGUUCUGGUUUCAAAAUCGACGAACUCAAAUGAAGACUCAACUGGAACGCCAUGAAAAUCUAAUUCUCAGACAAGAAAACGAGAAACUCCGAGCUGAGAAUAGCAUGAUAAAGGAAGCCAUGUCGAACCCGAUGUGUAACAGAUGUGGUGGCCCAGCCAUUCCUGGUCAAAUUUCAUUUGAGGACCACCAUCUCAGAAUUGAAAAUGCUCGGCUGAAGGAUGAAUUGAAUCGAAUAUGUGCCUUGGCAAACAAGUUCCUGGGUAGGCCACUCUCAUCCUUGGCCAGCCCCACUGCUGUUAUGGGUUCAAAUUCUGGUCUUGAACUUGCUAUAGGAAGGAGCGAAAUUGGCAGCUCAAGCACUCUAGGUUCUUCUCUGCCAAUGGGGCUUGAUUUAGGAGAAGGUGUUUUGGGCACACCUUCUGCAAUGCCACGAAUUAGAUCGCCAAUGGGAAUGAUCGGAGGUGAAAUUCAGUUCGAUAGGUCUAUGCUCAUUGAUCUUGCACUAUCUGCUAUGGAGGAAUUAAUGAAGAUGGCUCAGGCAGAUAGCUCUCUCUGGAUUAAAAGUUUGGGUGGUGAGAAAGAGAUACUGGACCAUGAAGAGUAUGACAGGAUAAUUUCUCCCUCUAUUGGCCCGAAACCGGCUGGUUUUGUAACUGAAGCUACAAAGGAAACCGGGAUAGUCAUCAUUAACAGUUUAGCCCUCGUGGAGACAUUGAUGGACGCAACCCGGUGGGCGGAGAUGUUCCCAUCCUUGAUUGCUAGAGCUGCCACGGUUGAUGUAAUAUCAAAUGGUAUGGGUGGAACCAGAAAUGGUGCUUUGCAAGUGAUGCAUGCUGAGGUUCAACUACUUUCGCCACUCGUCCCAGUGCGUCAAUUGAGAUUUCUCCGGUUUUGCAAGCAGCAUACUGAAGGUGUAUGGGCUGUAGUUGAUGUUUCAAUUGAGAUUGGCCAUGGUGGAAUCAACAGCCACCCCUUCAUGGCCUGUAGGAGGCUUCCUUCAGGCUGCCUUGUGCAAGAUACGCCCAACGGUUAUUCUAAGGUUACAUGGGUUGAGCAUAUGCAAUAUGAUGAAAGUGUUGUUCACCAACUCUAUAGGCCAUUGCUUAAUUCCGGCUUCGGCUUUGGUGCUCAUAGGUGGAUCGCCACCCUUCAAAGGCAAUGUGAAUGCUUGGCAAUCCUCAUGUCCUCUUCUAUACCUAUUGAGGAUCAUACAGCUUUAAGCCAAGCUGGUAGGAGAAGCUUGUUGAAGCUGGCACAACGCAUGACCAAUAACUUCUGUUCUGGGGUUUGUUUAUCGUCGGCGCGCAAGUGGGACAGCCUUCACAUUGGCACUUUAAGCGAUGACGUGAAAGUGAUGACCCGGAAGAAUGUGGACGACCCCGGUGAGCCCCCUGGGAUUGUGCUGAGUGCUGCAACUUCUGUUUGGAUCCCGGUGUCCCGGGAAAAUCUGUUCAAUUUCCUGCGUGAUGAACAGCUGAGAAGUGAGUGGGACAUUUUGUCGAAUGGGGGACCGAUGCAGGAGAUGGUCCAUAUUGCUAAAGGUCAAGGAUCUGGAAAUUGUGUCUCCCUCCUUCGUGCCAGUGCUGUGAAUCCCAACGAGAGUAACAUGGUAAUUCUGCAAGAGACAUGGACUGAUCCGUCAUGCUCGGUGGUGGUGUACGCACCGGUCGACGUGCAAUCCUUGAAUGUCGUAAUGAGCGGCGGAGACUCCGCCUACGUCGCCCUCUUGCCUUCAGGUUUCGCCAUCCUUCCUGACGGCCGUCAAACAAGCUUCACCAGCAGUUUACUCAAAGGUUGCAGCCCCAACGGAUCCAGCGACCACCAAGGAAGCCUCCUGACAGUUGGGUUCCAGAUUCUGGUGAACAGCCUCCCAACGGCGAAGCUCACGGUGGAGUCUGUUGAGACAGUGAACAACCUCAUCUCAUGCACCAUUCAGAAGAUCAAAAGCUCCCUGCGAGUUGCAUGAUGAUUCUUUUGUUGUGUUUUGUGAUUUCACUUUUUUGGGUUUAUGAAACAUGAAGAGAUUGAUUGAAAGAGAAUCAAGAUGGUGUAAAUGGUAAUAUAGAGAGAUGAUAAUAGUGAAGGAGGAGGGUCGCGAAAAGGGAGGUUUCGAGUCAAGAACGAACCGCGAAGGAGGGGCUUCGUGAGGGGUUCGGGUAUUGACUCGUUGACCUGCGACAUUUGGGUCGCGUCUUGUCUUGUGUUGUGCAUGAAGAGAAUGAAGAAUUAUUGGUGA